GCGAAAUUGCCACCUCCCCUCCUCCGCCAUUCCCAUUCCGCACUGCCCCAUCAUCGUCAAAAAAUUCCAAAUCCUUCUCAACUCCCAAAGUACUCUUCUUCUCUCUUUCAAAGCCAUACCAUUCUUCUCACCUUCUGAAUAAGUCCAUGGUCAUCGUGGAUCCUAUCUAACCAGUAACCACUAAAUAAAUCCCCAGCCAAAACUCUCCACCGCGUCGAUGCUCUUUAUGUGGACGGGAAAUCAAUUGGAGACCGCUCUACAAAUCAUCGUCUUCUAUCACCACGUCAUCAACAACAAGCCAACAAUCAAGAAGCGGAGAUGGAGAAGCAGGCUGUGUCGGGUGCAAAUCGUUGUGGCCAAUCCUCUUCUUCAAUCCCUACUUCAAAUCCUCUUCAAUCGUCAUCGCCGCCCACCCCUUCCGUCGUGCCGUCUAGAUCUGCUUUCCAAGAUAAAGAAGAACUCUUCUGAGGAUUUCGAUGCGGCGAGAUUAUAGUGCAGACACCAUAGUCGACAGGAAAUUUGUUCUGUGUUUCCAGAUUUGGAUUUCGCUGCUGGGUCUCGCAAAGGCAUGCAUUGGGGGGCGUGUCCGACGGAGGAAGUGGAAGUGACUUUUGGCCGUGGGGUUGUUUGUCUUUUGACUAUGACGAUGGUGAGAAACAAGGGGAUUUUGGAAAAGAGAGAGGGCGAAGACUGGACUUCCUCGCCGGGUUCUAGGUAUUGUGAUGAAUUGACGGCGACGACAAAGCAGAGAAAGUCGGAAGCAUCCAGGUUCUUGUCGCGAGAAGAAGAUAUCUUUAAAAAUGGUAUUUGACAUAUAUAAAGUAUUCUUUAAUUU
Messenger RNA from Linum trigynum, 835 nucleotides. The record is from the annotation of a GenBank genome assembly. NCBI's taxonomy places the organism in Eukaryota, Viridiplantae, Streptophyta, Magnoliopsida, Malpighiales, Linaceae.